This is a messenger RNA of Drosophila rhopaloa, 1854 nucleotides long. RefSeq lists its product as uncharacterized. The transcript has 6 exons. The record is from RefSeq and is a predicted model, not a curated record. The coding region runs from base 94 to 1704 and encodes 536 amino acids. Lineage: Eukaryota; Metazoa; Arthropoda; Insecta; Diptera; Drosophilidae.
UACGUUUCCUCUCGCCAGCCGGUGAAAUUGAUAGUUCAGAUAGGAAACGGCGGCAUUCGAAGAAGCAAGCAAUUCGGCAGCAGUAGCAGCGAUAUGGCAAGGAAUCUGGAAGAUAGCCUCAUCCAGGCGAACGCGGACUUCGUCAACUUCGAUCAGCACCGGAAGGAGUACACCACCCAUUACAACGCCCUGCGGGACAAGUUGUACACCGAGUGGAAGGGAUCGGACGUUCUGGGCAAGCUGGUCAAUGGAUACACACUGGGCGGUGGCUACGGCGAUAACCUGAAGGUGUCGAUGCCAGAUGAGUUUGACUUGGUGAUUCACUUGGUGUUUCCCGAGAAUGACAAGAUCAAGGUGAGGGCCGAUCCCCGCAAGCCAGGCAACGUGAUCCUGGACAUGACCGAGGUGAUGGAGACCAUCCGGAAUCACCACAGAGCGGUCUUCCAGCUCCUGCAGAAGAUAGUGAACGGCAAGAAUGAGUUGCUGGAGGACAAGCUGCAGAGUUCGCUGCAGGGCUUGAUGAGCCAGGCAAUCAACAAGAUGGGCAACCAGAUCGAGGUGGACGGUGUGGUGUCGCCCAUCUGCUACAAGAAGUGCGGUCCCGCCCACACGAUCUUUGUGAAGGGGCGUUACGAGUACUCCGUGGACUUUGUCCCGGCCAUCAAGCUAUCGGCGGCCCAGUCCGUUUUGGCCAAGGCACAGAAGGAGCACUUUGGGCAAACACCCCACUGGGAUGCCAUUCCCAAGCCCAUGAAGCCAGCCCAAAACAAUAACCCAUCCUUCAGGGCCUCGUACUACGAUGCCGAGCGCAGGCUGCUCCAUGGCAAGAACAACCUGAAGAACGCCAUUCGACUGCUAAAGCAGCACAGGAACACGAAAAAUAAUAUGGGCAACCUUAAGAGCUACUACAUCAAAACGCUGUUCCUAUGGGAGGUGACCGUUCAGAACGACAGCUACUGGCAGAAGCCACUCAAAGAGAUACUGAUCGAGAUGCUCGACAAGUUGGGCCGCACCCUCGCUUUGACAUCGGCCAAGGGCAAGUUGCUCUUCUUCUGGGACCCCAAAUUGGAUAUGUUCGCCGAUCUGACCGAGAACCAGCGGACGGACAUGUAUAACUGCGUGAUCAGGAGUGGCUACAUCUUCCGCCGGGGCGAUGGCAAUCUCACUGAUGACAUUAAGGACAAUGUUAAGGGGUCGUUCACCAACAACAAGGACAAAGGCGCUGAAAACAAGCCUGCAAACGGACAAGGCAAAAAAACUGGUGCUGAUGCCCAAACUGAAAACAAACUCAAGUUGAAGGUGGAGACAACUCCUGGCUCCAAAUUAAAUCCAAAACCGAAUGAACCUAAGAAAACUGUGGCGGCCAAGGUGCAACCUGCCCCUGCCAAACAAAAUCAAAAGCCGAAUGAACAGAAGAAGCCGGUGGAGGCAAAAAAUGGACUCAAAGCCAAGGUGAAGGCUGAGCCGGUCAAACCAAAUCCAAAACCGAACGAACAGAAGGCAGCCAAAGUGGCAACUUCACCUGUUCAGGCAAACCAACCAAAGCCAAAUCCUCCAGUGGCCGUUAAACAGCAACAGCCAGCAAAUAGUUCCAAUCCAAAUGGCAAUGGUGCAAAGCCGAAGACCAAUGUCAACGGAAAUGGUGACUCCAAGGCACAACCACCUUCGAGUGAGAAACAAAAUUCCAAUUGCCUGAUAAACUAAUUACGUUAGAUGGCGGUGACCGGCGGCGGCGUUCUCCUAAUCCUUGCCUCCGUUGGCCGGGUGAUGUGGUCGUCGUUGUUAAGUCGCUUGUGCUCUUACAGCCCUCCUCCGGAUCGGUCCACGCUGAUCUUCUGCUUCAGAUUGGCCGCC